Molecule: messenger RNA, 1437 nt
Organism: Eremomyces bilateralis CBS 781.70
Lineage: Eukaryota; Fungi; Ascomycota; Dothideomycetes; Eremomycetales; Eremomycetaceae
Exons: 2
Coding region: 1-1437 (478 amino acids)
Source: RefSeq, a predicted model, not a curated record
AUGUCAGAGUCGUCUGGAAGCCCAUUACCAACUGAAAAGGAAGAGCCGGCAAGUCCGCACUCCUCCUCUUCAGAAUUUAAAACGAGCACUGUCUUUGUCAACCAAUUUCAAACCGAGGCUAUUCCAGCUGUGAAACAAGAAGCCACGCCAAAAGGUCCUGCUCGUCGGACGAGCAAGCGGCCCGGCGGACGGGCUCGCGGAACCCAUUUGACACAGGACAAGGCGGAAAAAGUCAAAGAGCUCCGAGACAUCGGAUCCUGCUGGCUAUGUGCGAUCCAAAGAGACGAAUGCACCCCGGGGAGCCCCUGUGACCGAUGCUACAAGCGUGCCCUGCGCCCGCAAGCAGACUUGAUAUUGGGAUGUGACCGGACAAAGCUCCCUGAUCUCAAGGACUAUUUCAUCCCGGAUGUAAUCACGUCGAUGCAUGAUACGAAUACGUUGAAGAAUUUCGUGAAUCGACAUAUCCGCCGCUUCACCGGGAAUACCAUACGGAUCAAGUUUACGUUUAUCUACGGCUUGCCUGGCCUAGACCAUGAUGUUGUGGAGUUUGAACCGAAGACGAAUGAGCUGCUGCGACAGUUUCAGUACAUAAUCGACCCGGCUACGGGCCGGCAGGAUCGAGUGGAAAAGGCAUCGCCUCCGCUUGGGAUCACGAAAUUUGAUAACGAGGACACGAAGAUAUGGGAAAAGUAUCUGAAUGAUCUGGUGGAGCACCAUCUGGAUGGCUUUGCGGAAAUAUGUUUUGAGGAUGAGCCUAAUGAUUUCCAAUUCCGACUGCUGAAGCUAAUGUGCAAUUUGAAGCCCGAGGAUAAGAACGAGAAACUGCUCCUUCGAGAGAUGUUCCGAUUGCUCAUGGUCACUUACAUCAUGGGACAUACCGUGACCAUCCCCGACGCAUCACGCGAGCAAUAUCUCUCCAAGCUCAAGAAUUUCCGGAGCGCCCCGUACGGCCGCGACUGCUCUCCCCGCAUGGCCAACCGGCAAUUCAAAUAUUUUUUCCUCACACUGCACAAGGAGAUCAUGAACUCGGUCCUCCGCAAACUGCAGUUCCUCAUCCGUAGCAGCAAAGGGUGCACCAAAUGGACGUCCGCCUUCUGUACGAUCCUGGGGCUCGCCAUGGUCCUGGAAGAUCAGCAGCGGACGAUCCACCUAGUCACUGAUACGGAUUUUGCGCAAGGCAAGAUCACCGCGGAGCGAGCGGCCCGGCAAGCGGAGGAUACGUGUCGCGUGAUCGACGACCAGUUCCUGUUCCUGGCGAGUCUCUUCCGAUGGAAAUAUAACCGACAAUUCAACCCGCUUCGGGAUGGGGUGGAUAAGAAGAACGAGAAGAUAUUUGGGCCGCGAGCGAUGCUGUUCAUCAACGAGGUCGACAAUUUGGUGCGCGAGAAAUGUGAGUGCUUGCCUUGCGUGAUCCGGCUUCCAUGGAACGUUUAUUGA